CACGCGCGACUCGCGAGUGAAGUCUCAAGGGUCUGAAGUAGGCAAAGAGAAAGACGGAAGACACACGCGAUCGAGCGUGCGUGUCGAACGAUUCGAUACGCACAGUGCGAUUUGUAACUUCCGCGUGAUUUACUCGCGACGAUAAGUGUCGGACGAUACUUUUGCAGGCAUUAACUUGGUUACGCGUGUUUAAACACAAUUAACUAAAGAUGUCUGGAAGUAAGUGUCGGAAAUGCGGAUCUACCAAUAUUGAGACCGAUCCAGGACGUGGUGACGCAAUUUGCAUAGAAUGUGGUUUUGUACUAGAGGAUUCAGUUAUUAUUAGUCAAACAACUUUCGAGGAGUCGUCGUCUGGUAAAGUAAUGGUACUUGGGCACUUUGUCCCUAACGAUAGCACGGGUAGCGCUACAAAUUUUGGUGCAUCUUGUUACGUUAAUGGGAAAGAAUCUAGAGGAAUUACUAUACAAAACGCACGGAAAGGCAUAACGCAUCUUUGCCUACAAUUAGGCCUGGGUCAAAAUUACAUCGAUACAUCUGUCAACUUUUAUAAAAUGGCUCUGCAUCAACACUUGACUCGUGGAAGGAAGCAAGCUCACAACCAGGCUGCCUGUGUAUAUAUUACCUGCCGCAUGGAGAAAUCUGAACAUUUGCUCAUCGACAUCAGUGAUAUUCUCCAUAUCUGCGUUCACGAACUCGGACGGACAUAUCUGCGAUUUACCCAAGCUCUGUGUAUCAACAUACCAGCAGUGGAUCCUUGUUUAUACAUCUUGAGGUUUGCGCACAAGCUCGAGUUUGGUGAAAAAACUCACUCCGUGUCGAUGACGGCUUUAAGAGUCGUUCAAAGAAUGAAGAGGGAUAGUAUUCAUAGCGGCCGUAGGCCCUCGGGCCUAUGUGGCGCAGCAUUAUUAAUAGCUGCGCGGUUACAUGAAUUCAACAGAUCAACCGCUGACAUUAUAAAAAUUGUCAAGGUACACGAAUCUACCCUACGCAAAAGAUUGAUGGAAUUUGGUGAUACACCAUCUAGUGCUUUGACGUUGGAUGAAUUUAUGACAGUCGAGCUGGAGGAGGAACAAGAUCCUCCAGCGUUUAAAGCAGCCCGUAAAAAGGAUAGGGAACGUUUACAAAGAUUGGAAAACAUAGAUACGGAAAUAAAUGAGCUACAAGCGGAGAUUGAUAGGCAAUUGGAAGACUAUAGAAUAGGGAAAGUAAAAAAGCGGAAAGAUGCAUUUUCCAUAGAGAGCGAGGACACGGAUAGAUUUAUUCGAGAAAGUAAUUUCAGUGUAAUCCAACGAUAUGUCGAAAAUAAUAUUGACGAUCCCGAUGAAAAAGUUCGAAAUGAUGUUUUAGAUGAAAAUAAUACCCCACUUAUAACUGGAUUAGGUCCCGAUAUAGCAUCUAUGAUAGGUGCGAGUAACCAUUCGAAUGAACCCAGCAAGGAGAAUAGUAACUUUGAAAAUUUUUCUGAAGGAAUCAUCACAAAUGAUAUCGAUGAUGAGGAAUUGGACAGCUAUAUACUUUCGGAAAAAGAAUCGCAAUCUAAAUCCGCCCUUUGGAAUAAAGUAAAUGCCGAGUAUCUUGUGCAACAAAAAGAAAAAGAAGAAAAACGUUUAAAGGAAAAAGAAGAAGGUAAACCUGAGAAAAAAAGAAGAAGAACGACUUCGAAGAAACAUAAAACUCCCGCGAAUACUGCGGGCGAAGCAAUCGAGAAAAUGCUGCUUGAGAAGAAAAUAUCUUCCAAGAUUAAUUACGAAGUGUUGAAAAAUAUAAACGAAGAAGACCAAAACAAGCAAGAGUUACCCGUCACGGUCGCGACGGAAUUAGACACGAUAAGCUUUAAGAAACCGGUAACAGUUAAUUCUACACUAAAGUCUGCAGAAGCUUUGUUGACAAAGAAAUACCGUUCUAUUAAGCCAAACACUCAACAGUUAAAGAAAACGUUGGAUAAAGAGUUAUAUGGUAAAACACCCGGAAGAGAGGACGAAGAAUUUACGAAGAAGGAAAUCAGUCCAGUGGAAACGGACACACCUGUAGUGGAUACAUCUGAAAUUGUAUAUGACAAUGAUAAUGACAUUGAUAAUGACAAUGACGAUUACAUUGAUGAAGAAGGACCUGAUGCUACGGAAAUGUCACUUGGUCAGAUGCUCGAGUCUCGUGCAACAUCCGAGAGCGAAUUUUGCGAUGAUGGUUAUGAUUACGAAUAAAACAAACCUAAAUAUUUACAUAUAUUUUUUUAAUUUUAUUAUUAUUUAUUAUUAUUCUAAUAAAAGUAAAUUUGGUAGAAAAAUGUUAUCGUGCAAUCGAAAGACUUUUUGUUUAAUGAUAAUCUUGUUAUAUAACAAUACAAAUCGUUUAACUGCUUUAUAUCUUAUUAAGUUUUUUUCGUGUUGAAAUUUUCUCUCGUUACAUAUCGCACAGUAGCAUGCGUGCGCUCAAUGUCGUUGCCUAUAAAAUAUCGCGUUCGCGGCUUGAGAGGCGACUCGGACAACGGGAAAGAAAAGAAUCGUGGCAUCUGAAAAGUGUAACAACAGAUUAAUCAAGUUACGUAUGAGAGAUAAGAUCCUAAAAUAAUGUUUUAAUUUGAAGUUGAGCCGUAUAGAAUUUUAAGAGACAUUGUUUCGUGCAAUAUCGAUUCUUCACAUAUUUGUUCUAAUACUCUUGUAUACAUAUUGAUUGAGAAAAUUUAUCACAUACCUUUAUGUCUACCGUAAGAUCAAGAAACAAACAAUCCCACAAUAUAAAUAAUAUUACGUAUUGCGUUGCGAUAAUGCGCGAUUCUUCUAUUUCUCGGCGAUCAAUAAAGCACUACGAUUGAAGGU
Vollenhovia emeryi is the source of this 2816-nucleotide messenger RNA. RefSeq names its product transcription factor IIIB 90 kDa subunit (gene Brf). Lineage: Eukaryota; Metazoa; Arthropoda; Insecta; Hymenoptera; Formicidae. Gene Ontology annotation, molecular function: RNA polymerase III type 3 promoter sequence-specific DNA binding; TBP-class protein binding; RNA polymerase III general transcription initiation factor activity. The coding region runs from base 210 to 2201 and encodes 663 amino acids. The transcript is spliced from 15 exons. The record is from RefSeq and is a predicted model, not a curated record. Gene Ontology annotation, biological process: transcription preinitiation complex assembly; transcription by RNA polymerase III; DNA-templated transcription initiation. Gene Ontology annotation, cellular component: transcription preinitiation complex; nucleus; transcription factor TFIIIB complex.